Molecule: messenger RNA, 1255 nt
Organism: Candidula unifasciata
Lineage: Eukaryota; Metazoa; Mollusca; Gastropoda; Stylommatophora; Geomitridae
Source: the annotation of a GenBank genome assembly
CUGUGUCAACCACAAUCACAAUGACUCCCGGGGAAAACUUGAGAGACGGCUCUCUUCCGAUUCCCUUGAAAAUGACAGAAAACAUAAAAAAAGGAAAAAUGAUUAUCACAAACAUAGAAGGCCAAGAACAUCUGGAUUACGUAACCUAGGAAACACUUGUUUUAUGAAUGCAGUUUUACAAUCUUUGAGUAAUAUACAAGAGUUUUGUGGCUAUAUCAAACAACUUCCAUCUUUAGAGGACAAAGUGCUCAAAGCCAAAAAAAUCCACAUCUCCAGAAAGACAAGAGACACAGGGGAAGAUGUAUUAUUAGUGGAAGAACUGAGGAAGACAUUGGUGGCUUUGUGGCAGGGAACCAAAGGGGCCAUAUCUCCAGAGUCUCUCUUCAGUGUUAUCUGGAAGGUUGUGCCACGGUUCAGAGGCUACCAGCAACAAGAUGCCCAUGAGUUUAUGAGGUACCUGCUGGACAGGCUGCAUAUCGAACUGUUGGAGCUGCUGCCCUACCCAAACAACAACUCUCCAUACAUAGGCCCCAAAGGCAAAAGCACAAUAGUCACUGCUAUAUUUGGUGGGCUUCUGCAGAGCGAGGUCAGCUGUCUUAUAUGCAGGAUGGAGUCCAAAAAGCAUGACCCUUUCCUAGAUCUCUCAUUGGAUAUACCAGCUCAGUUUUCAAGCAGAAUAACAAAGCCAAAGGAUGGGGAGCCAGUAUGCACAUUAUUAGAUUGUUUGGCAAGUUUUACAGAGCUAGAGGAGCUGGAAGACUCUGAGCUGUAUAUGUGCAACAACUGCAAACAAAGGCAACGCUCGACCAAAAAAUUCUGGAUUAGACGAUUACCAAAUGUGCUUUGCCUCCAUUUAAAGAGGUUUCGGUGGAGUAUGUUUUGCCGAUUGAAGGUGGAGACUUUUGUUGAGUUCCCAGUUAAAGGCUUGGAUAUGAAUACUUAUGUACUUAAUAAUUUGCAUGAAACCAGAGGAAACUUUUCAGGAAGUAAUGUUUAUGAUCUCGCUGCUGUUAUAGUCCACCAUGGAUCUGGGGCAGGAUCUGGACACUACACAGCUUAUGCUACUCAUGAAGGGCAGUGGUAUCACUUCAAUGAUAGUACAGUCACAGCAUGUGAUGCUGAGACUGUCAUGCGUUGCAAGGCAUACAUCUUGUUCUACGUCAGACGAGAGAUACGUCUGCCAGACAGCUUGUGUGUUCGGACUCAAAGCAGCCUCAAUGGUAGACACCAUCUUUCUCGGCACCUCUCUGUGUAG